Molecule: messenger RNA, 6506 nt
Organism: Strongylocentrotus purpuratus (purple sea urchin)
Lineage: Eukaryota; Metazoa; Echinodermata; Echinoidea; Camarodonta; Strongylocentrotidae
Product: dual 3',5'-cyclic-AMP and -GMP phosphodiesterase 11A-like
Exons: 20
Coding region: 979-4050 (1023 amino acids)
Biological process (GO): signal transduction
Molecular function (GO): protein binding; 3',5'-cyclic-nucleotide phosphodiesterase activity
Source: RefSeq, a predicted model, not a curated record
UCGGGUGGGAGCGAAAGGCCUUUUCGUCUGUGCCCUUUGUAAAUCUGUCUCGUAAUAACGGCAUGGAAGCCCUUUCGGAGUUUUUCUCGCUAUUUUAAACCUUUUUACUAGUAUGGGUUUAUUCGAAGGAUAUUUUGGAUCUUAAGUAGCCUAGUGAUCGCGUAAACAAGUGUUGUUCAAUAUGGUUUUAUGGUGGAAUCUUGGUGGCUACUUUGAGUCUUGCGUUGUUGAGUUGAAACGAGUAAACUUUGGAAAGCUACCAGAAAUCCAGAAUCGUGUAGACCUCUAAACAGAUUGAUUCCAUGUGCGGAUUAUGUCAUAGGAAUAUUUCAUGGAAACGACACCUACCGAAUAGUUAGGAGGGAACUCGUGUGCUCAGUAUAAACCCCAACCUUUGAAGAUCAGCCUCCUUUACCUGGGAAAUAAUUGUCUGGAAUAUAACCGAAUCGCGUGUUUUGCUUUGACGGAGAACUAUUCGUCAUUGCCAUAAGUGAGCGCGUUAUUGAUCACUAGUGAGUUCGCUUCAUUAUAGAUUCCCCCAUCAUAUCUGGUCCACUCGAAUGCACUCAUUCUCGGCACGUGUCUACACACUGUCACCAUCUUUUAUAGAUCUAUGAACCAUCUCGGUAUAUAACCGUUCCGAUCGAUACCACCUAAUUAUAUCGCGCGCGUGAGAAUCGAGCGUCGGCAGCUGCCCAGAGGUCACUCCGGCAAGUCAAAUAUGGUUGGGAUUUCUGGUGGUGUUCUACCAAUGGAGUAAAUACUGAGAGAUGGUGAUCAUAUCUUGAGGAUUAUAUCGCUGCCGAGACGAGCCGGUUAUGAUCGAUUGUUUUCAUUACUGGAAUGUGAGUCUUCAAGGUCGUCUGGUCCAUGAUCUUCAAGGUCACGUGAUGUUAUUUCUCAAUUUAUGCGGAUGAGUCAACGUGCUUCAUCAGUUUACCCUUUUCUUGCCCGCUGUUGAUACUAAUAUGACACUUGAUGAAUUUCUAUUACUGCAUACCGUGGAGGUUUCUUCGCAACGUGUAUGAUACCGUGCGAAUCUGUAUGCUGGAUGUUGCCCAGGUCGACCUGAUAUCUCAAAGCCUCACAGAGAAAUCUGAGACAGACAUGGAGGCCAGGAAGCCCGAAGGUGACCUGGAGGUCAUGAAACCGAAGCAAGUUGAGGUAUGGCUUGAUGCAAACCGUGAUUGGUUCGAAGACUUUUUUCUAAAGGGUGCCAACAGAGACUUGGUGGAGAAGUGGUUGGACUUACACAAAGAUGAAGAUACAGCUUCACCUCUGAGUUCUUCUAGUCCAACAAAUACACCAAGUCCAAGUUCUCCAAGUCCUAUUAACAAUCCACCCAUACAACCGAUACCACCCAUGUCUCCUCAAACUACCAGAAGAGUGACAUUGUCCGAGCCGGAAGACAAAUCUGAAAGUAACUCAUCCGAUGAAGGAAUCGCGAACAUCCCCGUUAGACCCCGAUCAGGAUCAAGGCAAUACCUAAGACAGGACUUUGCGAAAGCGCGCUCUAAGACUGUAUUCAGCACGUGGGCCGCUGGAACUGGUGCGCGUGAUAGUUCUAUGCAAUUAGAUUCUGAGCCAUUGUCACCAAAGGAGAGAGCCAUGGGUGAUGGCACUGGCAAAGGCUUCGCAGGCAGGAGAAGAUUACGUCGAGCCUCGACGGUGCCACCACCCCAGACUUUUGCAAGUACUCUGAGCUCUUUGUUGGAACCUCGGGUACGACUCCCGCAUCGCACAAGCAUCACUCACGAAGCAAAGCUUCAGCUACGAUCAGCGAACGAACGCGAGUUUUUCCUGGCUCUUGUCAAAGACAUCUCUCAUGAUCUAGACCUGAACAGUCUCCGUGGUAAGAUCCUCUCUAAUGUGGGUAUUCUAGUGGACGCCGAACGCGUAGAACUAUUCCUGCUGGAAGGACCUAAAGGAAAGGAAGUGCUAGUAUCAAAGAAACGUGAUCUCUCACCAGGAGUUCCUACACAUCGCCCUACGGAUUGGUUACUUGGAUUUGGCAAGACAGAUCCAGAAGGAUCUCUUAUAGUCAAGGUUGGUGAGAGCUUGAUUGGAAAGGUUGCUGAGACUGGCCGCGCCGUCAAGAUAUCCAGUCCUGUUGAGGCUCGUCCCACAACUUGUGAAAACUGUGCAAACUUCUCCCCAAACUGUCACGUGCGAAUCAUGAAAUACGGCUCAUAUAUUCCGGAACCGCCAUGUUUGAAUGACGUACAACCCAAUCUCGGGUCCAGGGCGGAAUCCCUUCUGUGUCUGCCAAUCAGAAACAGUGAGGAUGACGUCAUCGGUGUGGCGCUGGUCAUCAACAAGGUUACAGGGGCAACAUUCUCUGCGGAUGAUGAAAAGCUCUUGGAGACUUAUCUGACGUUCUGUGGUAUCGGGAUCAGUAACGCCAUGCUCUUCGACACAUACAUGAAGGAAUACGACAGAAAUAGGAAACUCUUAGAAGUUGCUCAUGACCUGUUUGAAGAGCAAACGAGUCUGGACAACGUUGUUCAGAAAACGAUGCUACGGGCCCAGUCAUUACUCAAGUGUGAGCGCUGCUCAGUAAUGAUCAUCAAAGACCCGUCGGCAGAGACGAUCACGUUUUCGAAAGUCUUCGAUCUUCCUGGGUCGACAUCGAACGGGCACACGAACCCGACCUUCGCAUCGGGGGAUAUCAAACUAGCAAAUGGAAUAAUUGAACAAGUGGCAAUAAGUGGAGAAAGUGUUAAUGUCAGUGAUGGACAGAAUGAUCCAAGGAUCGACAAGGAGUUAGACAAGUCGAUAGGCUUCCAAACCAAUUCACUACUAUGCAUGCCCAUUCGAGAUAACAAGUGCCAGACGAUAGGUGUCGCCCAGGUUUUGAAUAGGACAGACGGUUUCCCAUUCGAUGAGAAUGAUGAGCAGCUAUUCGAGGCAUUCACAAUAUUCUGCGGACUGGGUAUCAACAACACCAUCAUGUUCAACGAGGUGACCAAGGCAAUGGCCAAGCAACAGGUUGCAUUGGAAGUUCUCUCUUAUCACGCAUGUACCACCAAGCAAGAGGUCAGAGCUCUAAAGGAUGCACGUCUUCCAGACAUCAAGAAGCUUAAGCUGGUUAGGUUUGAUUUCGAUGACUUCUCAUUAGAAGCAGACGAGAUGUUGAAAGCAUCCCUCAAGAUGUAUAUCCAGACGGGCUUCCUUGAUAAAUUCAAGAUUAGCCAGGAUGUCUUGAGUCGAUGGUUGCUGACAGUACGCAAGAACUACAGGCCUGUUGCCUACCACAACUUUAGACAUGCCUUCAAUGUUCAGCAAGUCAUGUUUGCCAUACUACAGAAUACAGGGGUAGCCAAGUACCUGUCGGAUAUCGAACAGCUAACACUCCUUGUAGGGUGUCUCUGCCAUGACCUGGAUCACAGAGGAACGAAUAAUGCCUACCAAGAAAAGUCUCAGUCACCUCUAGCUCAGCUGUAUGGUUCUAAGGCUACCAUGGAGUAUCAUCACUUCAACCACGCAGUCAUGAUUCUUAGUAGCCAGGGUCACAACAUCUUCGGGAACUUGUCACCUGAGCAGUAUAGCGAGGCAAUGAAUAUCCUCAAGCAUUCGAUAAUCUCGACCGACCUCGCCCUCCACUUCAAAGUUCGGGGCCAAUUCUUUGAGAUGAUAAGGAAUCAGACCCAUAACUGGAAUUCACCACAAAACAAAGAACUACUCAGGUCGAUAUUGAUGACGGCGAGUGAUGUUGCUGCGAGCACGAAACCAUGGAGGAUACAACAGAAAAUCGCCGAACUGGUGACGAGUGAGUUCUUUGAUCAGGGAGACAUGGAGCGGAAGGAACUCAAAAUCGAACCCACGUCUAUGUUCGACCGGAGCAGAAAAGAUGAGCUCCCAGAAAUGCAGCUUGGUUUCAUUGACGGAGUCUGUAUACCACUUUAUGAGUCUCUCGUUCAUGUGUCAGUCAAGUUCAGACCUAUGCUGGAUGGUGUGACAGCUAACAGACAGAAGUGGUACGACCUCAACGAACAGAGAAAGAGAAGGAAAAAAAGCUCUUAUCACAACUCGAAGCAAGGGAGCGUAUAGUUCCCAAAGUAUCAUGAAUGAACAAUAUCCAAUUGGAAAUGAUUGGAACUUUAAAUGACUUUGCAUGCAAGAGAGUAUUGAUACCACGUGAUACAGGAUAUGCUACAGCAAGACUCUGAAAGCGAUAUAUAGAAGUAUGUGGACCUUGAGAAGGAAUAUUAAUGGUUUAAGAGAACAUUGUUUGAUGGUUUGUUUUAACCCUGACUGAUUAAGAAAGCAUAUGCAUGCUUGUGAGGAAGCAACCAGGUGACCAAUGGCUUGAAGUCUUCUCUGAGGGACUGAGUAAUUAGGAGUAAUUACGCCUUACCAAAGGGCACUGGUGCAUCGAUUUGGUUUUGAACCCAGGAUCUCUCAGUUACGAGAUCUCUGCUCUACCACUGAGCCAUCUGCCCUCCACUUGAUGAUAUGGCAUAUGGAUGAACAGGGGGUGUAUGGACAGGAAUUAGACAAAUUCGUUGGAACCAAUAAUUAUGAGCAAGAGAAAGAGAGAGAGAGAGAGGGUGAGAGAAAGAGAAAGAGAAAGAGAGAGGGAGAGAGAGAGAGAGAGAGAGAGAGAGAUAAUGAUGAAGACGGAAACAGAAUGUAGGUUGGAAUAAUUAACGAGUCAUUUUGUUAUGAUUCCAUACUGAAAUGCAUAAUCACAGGGUCCUAAUAUUGCACUCUGCAGUAUACCUAAAUCGUCUUGAACGUUCGAAAUACAAACUGUCAUGUAAAGAAAAAUUAGAAUUUUGAAGCAAUUGAAACCCCCUUUACCAGCCCCUCCCCCCCACCACACACACAAGAAGAAGAAAAGAAAGGAGGUUAUUCUCAAUUGUAAUUUCAUUCACCAUUAGUAUAUGUGAUCUACUUGAUCGUAAUACUAAUAUAACAAGGAUCUUUUUCUCCCAUGAUGAUCUCCAUGAUAAACGUUCAAUAAUCCAUAAUUUUGAUUUAUGAAGAGUAAAUUCCCGUAGCACUAUGCUACAGUAAAUACUAAAGAACAAAAUUGAUUUGUCAUGGCAGCAAUAAAUUCCUUUAAAUGAAUUCAGAAAUGUUAUGCCGAGAGGGGUGGAAAUAACUCACUUGUUAAAAUGUCGUUCUGUUAAGGAGUUUGAGUAUUUAUAAUUCAAUGCCAUAUUAUUAUGUGCACGUCACAAAAGGCAAAAUACUAUUGUAAACAAAAUAUCAGUGCUAAUUGGAUACACAUUUUCUCUACUUCUAAAGAAAUAAACAGUAUCGCCGUUUCAUUCAACAUGACAUAAUUAUGUCACAACUUAGUCGAGUAAACGGUACAUGCAUAUCAUAUUUCAGGAUCGAAUCUGACCGAUUAUCUGAUUAUUAAAUAUUUCAUUAUCAAAAGUUUGACUCAAGAAGGUAUGAAGACGUGUAAAGAGUAGACUGAAAAGUGGAAUGAAAAUGAAAUUGAAUAAUAAUCAAAUGUGAUGUGAAUAUUGUUAUUAACAAUAUGAAUGUACAUAUUUGUUAUAUCAGAAAGCAAACUUAUAAUAAAUGUACAUAUACAUUUUAUUACCUACAAGUACUUUCAUUUCUUAUUCCCAAUAAGUAAUCAUUAUAAAUUAUGGUUUACAGAUGAUGUAUAUGUUUAAUAAUUUCGACUUGUAAUCAACUUUAUUAUUUAAGCAUAAUUGAGAUCUUUUGUAGCAUGAUGACAUUGCAGUGUGUCACCCCUAAGUCAAUAGUAUACUUUUAUGAAAAUCCCAGUCAAUGUUUACCAACUUUCAUUCUUUAUCAUACCAAACUUUUAAAUCAUAUAAUUAUCAAAUUUAAAUUAUUCACUGAUAAUGGUUCCAAAUGAUAUUAAACAAAUUUGAUAUCCUUUCCAGAAAACGUUACAGCGAAGGGACCUACCCUAAAAAAAUCUUAUACCCCUAGUAAACAGGUUCAUAUAUCUUAUUGGUCAGUUAAUAUUUCAUGUAAAAUUGUCAUACCUUAUCUCAUGGCUACGCUGUAUAAAGCAAUGAAACGUUGUCACCCCCGUAUGAUAUAACUCAUUUACAUGCUUAUAGCAACACUUUGUUGACCUCCCUACUACCAAAUUGAUUUUUCGGUCAAGCAUUGAAUCAACUACCUCAAGCAUGUUUAUCUGCCAAAAAAAGUUCAUCUGCUAAUUGUGUUAGCACCAUAAGCAAACUAUUUGGAGUCUGGGACUCAUGCAAAAGAUAUACUUCAAAAGAAGAACCCUACCUACAAACCGGUAAUCAGAAAACUCACUUUUGGAAUUGAAGAUAUUAUGUACCAUUUCAUCCACUUUUAACAAAUAGUAAUCCUUGAAACGUAUUCUCUUAGAUGAUUGAUUUCGUGCCCAUAUUAUUUUACAUUGGAGAAAAUUCUCCCAGUCAUCGUAUGAUGUUCUAUAGUUGAUGAAGUAUACUGAAACAUAUAACAUCUAAGACAGUAACGAUGUAUAAGAUUGGAACUUGAAAGAGAUGGAAUAAAAUCAAAGUGGCUUACCUUCA